AAGGAUCGAGGACUGCCUGCCCCCGCUGGAGGACUCCCCAUCCAAGCGGUUCUCCGCAUCCAAGCGCAAGCAGUACUACAUCAACAAGGCCAUCCGCAACUCAGACCUCACCCCCAAGGCCAAGGGCCGCAAGAGCCUUCAGAGGCUGGAGAACACUCGUUACCUGAUGACGUUGCUGGAGCAAGAUGAGUGCGGCAGCGACGAGGGGGAGCUCGCCCACUCCGCCACCCCCAGCAUCUUCACCGAGGCCUGCAACAACGAGACCUAUGUGGAGAUCUGGAACGACUUCAUGAACCGGUCAGGGGAAGAGCAGGAGCGAGUGCUGCUGUACCUGGAGGAAGAGGCCAGGAAGAAGCAGAGGAGGAAGCUACCGGGCAAAAAUGUGGAGUGGAAAGGAGCGAAGGAGGUGGCGGUUGAGGGACACAAACCGGGUGGUGAAGCCAUGUGGCUGGGGGCAGAGCCAUCGGCCGUGGCCAAGCCCCCUCCGAGUUCCCUCGCCGCUGGGACGCUGGAGGGGCUGGAGGAGGAGCUGCUGGCCUUCUUCUCUGUCACCCCCCACUCCGUCUAUACAGCACUGAUGGACAACAGCUUCGAGCGACUCCUGCUCCACGCGCUUUGCCAGUACAUGGACCUUGUCUCUGCCAGUUCGGACAUCGAAGGAAAGCGUCAGAUGAAAGUGAGCAACAAACACCGUGUGUUCCUGCGCCCCGAGCUCCUGCUCUCAGACUACCUGGGGCAGAUGAGCUGA
Messenger RNA from Mesitornis unicolor (brown roatelo), 748 nucleotides. It is a transcript of the gene R3HDM4, whose product is annotated as R3H domain containing 4. Gene Ontology annotation, molecular function: nucleic acid binding. NCBI's taxonomy places the organism in Eukaryota, Metazoa, Chordata, Aves, Mesitornithiformes, Mesitornithidae. The record is from RefSeq and is a predicted model, not a curated record. The transcript is spliced from 7 exons. The annotation marks the transcript as partial.